Canariomyces notabilis is the source of this 2437-nucleotide messenger RNA. RefSeq lists its product as uncharacterized. The transcript has 4 exons. Gene Ontology annotation, cellular component: Cul4-RING E3 ubiquitin ligase complex. The record is from RefSeq and is a predicted model, not a curated record. The coding region runs from base 394 to 2076 and encodes 560 amino acids. NCBI's taxonomy places the organism in Eukaryota, Fungi, Ascomycota, Sordariomycetes, Sordariales, Chaetomiaceae. Gene Ontology annotation, molecular function: protein binding.
CCUGCAUACCGUCAUCCUUCCUCCCCUAAGGUUCUAAGACUUAGGCUGGGUAGCCGUUCUACGAAAGCUCCUUCCCUAAGUUUUCAAAAGGACUUAGUAUGUUUGGAUCAUUCCGCACUAUGGUCGUCCCGUUUCAGUUUCCCUCUUGCCCGUUCCGAUUCAUCCGUCGUUCAUUCCCUCGCGCGAUGCUUCAACGGUACAAAACUAACGAGUAAAUGAUGUGUAGCUAACCCAGUUUCAUUUAGAAUGCUUGCAUUCCGGUUCUGGGUCUGCCUUUCUGUUCUCGCUGUCGCUGGAAGUCAUUGAUCGACAGAGCCGCCCAGUUCGUGGUCAAUUGGACUGGCCGGGGCAUAGCAUUCACACGCUGACCGCCGCAAAAUCCCCCGUGGCAUCAUGCGGCGAGACAUACCCGGUUACUAUUACGAUGAGACCAAGGGCAGGUAUUUCCGCAUCGAGAAAGGUCAGACCGCCCCCGCCGACGCGGCUUGGUCUGCGCGGAAUGUCCAGCGUCGUGCCGAGGAGGAGCGGGAGGAAGCUGCGGUGCGGGAGCAGCUGCGGCGGGCGGCGCUCAGAGUGAAGAGGGCUCCGGUGUGGCGUGCGCCUCUCCUGGGCGGAAUGCUAUCCAGGGAAGCUGGAACCGAGACCAGAGGGACCGAGACGCCGGUCGAGGCUUGGACAAAGGGGUUGAGCCACAAGGGUCAUUGGAGACCCUGGUCUAACACCUUCGAACGGCCUAAUGAAAACUCAAUCUGGACGAUGUGGGUUGGGCCCAGUGGCGGGUUGAGCGAUGUUGGUGUGGCCUACGCGGCGUGCGAAGUCUGGGGCCUGUCCGCCUCGUAUCUGCCGAAAGAUGGUCAGGAUUGCAUCAACUUUCGCUAUGCUGCCCAACGGUACCCCUUUAUGCCUCAAACAACAAGAAGGUAUCUUCCGGGCGGGAGCAUCCUGGCGCUCAAGUAUCAUGCACCGUCAGGCAAGAUGAUCGCGCCAUGGAAGCCUGCGGGGCGAGGAAUGCGCAUCAAGCUCUUUACGCCGCGAUCUUCGAGCCAGGAUGAAUCAGGACCGGUAUGGACGAUAGAGAAUGGCAAGCCUUGCAAGGCCGCGAAUUGGGGACUCAAAGCAGACCACAUGUUCACCUUUGUCAAUGCCUGCCAGACGGCGCCGAACUGGAGUUCGAGACUGACCUGCGUGUUCGGCACAAAUCAUGGGCUGGCGGUGCUGCAGAACGACAAGCUCGACUGGAUCGAUCCGCCGGUGCAGAACAUACUCGAUUGGAGUCUGGUCGACAACCCGCCGAAGCGGGACCGCUACUGGGACAAGGACGGUAACAAGCGGCUGAAGCGUGACAACGAGAAGCGUGACAAUGACAACAGGAAGCGUGCCAACGACAACGGGAACCGUGACGACGUAAAACUCCAACCAUGGUAUUUCGAGACGCUCGCCGUCGACUUUCUGGCCCAGAACCCGGCCGAGGUGAUCCUGGCCGGCACCCGGGGGGGCCAUGUGUGCGUGCUCGACCUCCGGUCCCCGCCCGACAGCUGGACCCGAAGGGCCAACACAUUCCGCCACCCCAAAAGCGUCGCCCACAUUCGCUCCGUCGGCGACUACGGCGUGCUGGCGGCCGGCCCCUACAGCAAGAUGUGUAUCUACGAUAUCCGCUAUCUCGCGAGGACGAGGCCGCAGCUCGACACGAGCGUGUCCAAUGACUGGACCUGGAAUGUCCGCGCCACUACCGAAGCCACGCGCCCCCUGGUCAUAUUCCACGAGUAUCGGAAUAUGCCGUUUAUCCAGAUUGGCCUGGACGUGCUGACCGAGGGGGGUUACGGCAAGGGGCUUGUGGCGGCUGCGCAUGAUGACGGGACUGUCGGUGUCUACUCGCUGCAGAACGGGAAGAGGCUGGCGGCGGGAGCCGUGGACGGGAUCCACGAGCCCUGUGUGGUGAAGAGUCUCAUGUGGUCUGCCUUUCCCGGAGAUAGGCACCCAAGUCUGUUUGUUGGCGAGGGUGGGUGUGUGAGGAAGUAUUCCUUUGGGGGGCGGGACAAUGAUGAAUGGAUGGUGAGUGAGGAGCAUGAUGCGUAGGCAUGAGGGUCAGCAGAGCGAAAAACCGGAGAUAGACGGGUUGUCGGGGACUGGGGAUAUAAACGGUGGCAUGCAGAACAAAGCGGCAUUGGGAAGGCCCAAACGGAAUCUGGUCAGGUCAAGGGAAGUGCCAUUCUUGUCGAUGAAACUUUGUUUGGCGUUUGUCCGAAUCGUGCACAGGAAGAAUAUGCAUACACCAGACUGGGUGCGGAUGUUCUCGACUUAUCCGAGUUCAGCUGCAUUGAUACUAUUUGCUAUGAUUUUGGGCUCUACGUCUGCCGGUCCACUCUCACGGAUACAUAGAGAUACAGGAUGCACCAGAAGCACCUUCUGGUUCAAAACAACCAAUCCAUUCCUCCCG